Messenger RNA from Pelobates cultripes (western spadefoot toad), 324 nucleotides. The record is from the annotation of a GenBank genome assembly. Lineage: Eukaryota; Metazoa; Chordata; Amphibia; Anura; Pelobatidae.
AUGGACACUACUGUGUCAAAAGCCCUGGCAUCUGCUAUGGACAUUAUGUCCUCAUCUAUCUCAAAAUCAUUUGCACAAGCGAUUUUACAAGCCCAAUCAGCGGCCCCUCCGGCAGCUAUACCAGCCGCGAUACCCACUGUCUCUCAUCCUACACACCCAGGCCGCAAGGCCUCGGCCAAAGUAAGGCACUCAUCCAAAAAAAUGAUGGACAGUUCGAAACCUGUCACCGAUGGCGCGCAUAAUGAUCCACCGCGCAAGAGAGCCUCUAGCCGGGCAAAAGCGGCUAUGCAUUGGAAAUGGGCAAAAGCCCAGCAAGAUUACUGA